GGGGCUGUUUUACUCUCUGAACUUCAGGCAAACUUUACUUAUUAAAAUACAGAUGAAAUAUCACUAUACACCCGCUUCCAUGCGCCACCACGCCUGACCUAGGAAGAGAUCUUAAAGUAGCUCCCAGAUGUUCCUGGAGCCCUCCUGACACUGAGAUGCUAUUUGUAGCCCAUGGGAGCCAAGUAUAAUGAACGAGGAGGCAACCGUGACAGCUACAUCCACACUGCCACCAGGACCUCUCCAACCCAGGGAGCUAGCAGGUUCUGCAGGGAGAGCAAGACCAUGUUCCUCUUUGACUUUGCGUGGUAUGUAAAUGUCAUGACUCAGAGAGGGGAGGGCAGAGAAUUACAGAGAACUAAUUAAAUCAGCACCUCCCACCCACGCUUUAUACCCAGCUUUGAUCUGGUAGAAACGGCUAGGACAAUUCCGUGCUGUUUUAGACGACAUUGCCUGAGUUCUACUUUGGUGCCUGCUCAGUUGUGAACUUCAGAGCCUGACAUUCGCUCAGAACAGAUGAUAAAGGACUUCAAGAGCUUUUCACCAAGGUUAUAUUUAUUAAGGAGGGUGGUUCAGGAUGUUGCUCUCUCCUGCCUAUCUUCUGGAAAGGUUUUUAUGUAUAGUGAUAUAAUGCUAAUCCAUGAAUGUUUUGCAGAUUUGAAAAACUGCUGGAGACACAGCCAGGUGCAAUGUGCUUUCUCCUAACCCACAGCUCAAGCAGGGCUUGGUUAAUUCAGAGGAAGCAACAAGAACAAAACCCCAAAAGGCACCAUGCCAGCGUGGAAAAGGACACUCCCAGAGUUAAGCUACAAAGAAGACUCUGAGGCCAACCAGCUUUCUACAAGAAGCAGACACCAGCUGAUCCGCCUGGAAGAGGUUUAGACCAGUUGAGACACCUGGAAAGGACAGUGUCCAACCUGCUGAGCUGCCCGCAGGCUGGGCAGUGAGCGCUAGGUCCCCACUUUUGUGAGAUGUCACCCAUGCUGGAGCAGGCUUUGAUAAUACAGCCGUCUUCAAGUUAUUUCUGCUCCUUCUUGCUAUAUAGACCUAACCACCGUGGGACUGCUAUGUGGACCAAGUAAACGUUGAACCUGUGGCAAUCCUCCUGCUUCUGAAUCUUCAGUGCUAGCGUUACAGGGUCACCACCCUUCUACCUCGCGAAAGGAAUGGAUUUCAGCAGCUGCCUUUACAAUAUUGCCGAACAGCUGGGCAGUAGUGAAGUGGCCGCCCUCAAGUUUCUGUGUUUGGACUACAUACCACCGAAGAAACAGGAGCCCAUCAACGAUGCCCUGAUGCUCUUCCAGGCGCUGCAGGAGAAGGAAAUGUUGGAGGAAGGCAAUCUGUUCUUCCUGAAGGAGCUGCUUUUCCUCAUCUGUCGGCUGGACCUGCUGACCCACGACCUAAACAGCAGUAAGGAGGAGAUGAAGAAAGAGCUUUAUGAUCUAGACAGAGCUCAGGUUUCUGCCUACAGGGUAAUGCUCUUUAAGCUCUCAGAACACGUGAGCGAUUUGGAGUUGAAAGAGUUUAAGUUUUUCUUGGAAAAGAAGAUCCCCAAAUGUAAGCUGCACGAUAACUCGAGCCUGCUGGAUGUUUUUGUGGAAAUGGAGAAGAGGCUCAUCCUGGGGGAGGACAACUUUGAGACCCUGAAGUCAAUCUUUGAAUAUGUCAACAAGAGUCUGCUGCGGUAUAUUGAAGACUUUGAAGAAUCAAACAGAGAGAGAAGAAUGAGCCUGGAAGGCGGAGCAGAGGCGUCAGGCUCAUUUUCGGACGGGCAGAGCUGCAUCAGAAUGCAGGAAAUGUAUAACUCCCUAAGAGAAGACAUCGACUCCCAGGUAUCGGAUAGAAUAUAUCAAAUGAAGAGCAAACCUCGGGGAUACUGUCUGAUCAUCAACAAUAACGACUUCAGCAAGGCGCGGGAGGACGUACCCAGACUCUGCAAGAUCAGGGACAGGAAAGGAACAAGACAUGAUGAAGACGCGUUGACCGACACCUUUCAAAAGCUUCAUUUUGAGGUCGUGUCUCACAAAGACUGCACAGCCAGUAAGAUCCGUGAGAUCCUAAGAGCCUUCCAAAGCAUGGACCACGAGAGCAAAGACUGCUUCAUCUGCUGCAUCCUCUCCCACGGGGACAAGGGUAUCAUCUACGGCACCGACGGGAAGGAAGCCUCCAUCCGUGAGCUGACAUCGUAUUUCACUGGUUCCAAGUGUCCUUCUCUGGCUGGAAAACCCAAAGUCUUUUUCAUUCAGGCUUGCCAAGGGGAUAGCUUCCAGAAAGCUGUACCCGUUGAGACCGACUCAGAGCAGGACAACUACUUAGACAUUGACUCAUCAUCUCAAAAGAACUAUAUUCCAGAUGAGGCUGACUUUCUGCUGGGGAUGGCUACUGUGAAAAAUUGUGUUUCCUACCGAGAUCCCAUGCGCGGAACCUGGUACAUCCAGUCACUUUGCGAGAGCCUGAGAGAAAGAUGUCCUCGAGGUGAUGAUAUUCUCAGCAUCCUGACUGGCGUAAACUACGAUGUGAGCAAUAAAGACGACAGGAGGAACAUGGGGAAGCAGAUGCCCCAGCCCAUCUUCACGCUACGGAAGAAGCUGUUCUUCCCUCUCAACUGAUGUGUGCUCCACGUGGAUGGCACUCGGCUAGCCCAUGCACUUUU
This is a messenger RNA of Arvicola amphibius (Eurasian water vole), 2650 nucleotides long. RefSeq names its product caspase 8 (gene Casp8). Gene Ontology annotation, biological process: proteolysis; negative regulation of extrinsic apoptotic signaling pathway via death domain receptors. The record is from RefSeq and is a predicted model, not a curated record. The coding region runs from base 1164 to 2606 and encodes 480 amino acids. Gene Ontology annotation, molecular function: cysteine-type endopeptidase activity; protein binding. NCBI's taxonomy places the organism in Eukaryota, Metazoa, Chordata, Mammalia, Rodentia, Cricetidae. The transcript is spliced from 10 exons.